AUGAGUAAUUCUUCUUCAUCCUGUGUUCUUUGGCUGGAAAAUGUCAAUGUUUCAUUUCCAUUUGUUUUCUACGCUGUUAACUUGCAAGCACAAAAACCUCCUAGGAGGCUGAACUUCUCAGUGAGUUUGAUUUUAGCAGAAGCCUGUAAAGCAUUUAUUGAAGAUAAGGUGUCCUUCUGAAGGAAAAUACCAUUCAGAGAACCUAACUGCACAGAGUACCUCACACAGAACCCCCAUAUCACCUGCGCCCUCGCAGCCAAGGAGGCCGCCCACACCCUCACUUACGUCAUGAUGUUGCACAAAGAGUUUGAGACCUUUGAGCUCUCCUUCAGGGAGCUCUUCGUGCUCCAGAGUGUCUACCAUGUUCAUGGGGAUGAUUCAAGGAGCCAAUUCCCUUACAGCAGGCAGCUCUGCCUUCUCAGUGCCUCCCCUGUUUCCUGGGCAAAGGGAGUGCUCCAGGGCAGCAUCUCCCACCUGUGGACUGACCUCCACUGCUUGGCCUUGGCCAUGCCCUGGUGCUACCUACUCAACACCUGUGGUCAGGACCUCUCCUUGGAGAACAACAGGGAGAUCAUCCAGCUGCUGAAGGGCCUUGGGGGCAAGAGCAUCACACCCAGGGUGCUGCCACCUUCCCACCUGUGCCACCUGCAUGUGCACAGGGAGCAAUUUUACUCUUCCUUCUCUUUCAUGCUGUGGACAUUUAUCUGCAAGACACAGCCACCAGAAAAUCUGGCCAUCUAUUCUGGUACUGGCCUCACCUGGCUCUUUGUGGGGUUCAUGCUGCAGGACCAGCAUGUUCUUCAUCUGCUGGUGUGGCCCAGGGACACCAACAGCCCUGAGGGGCACUCCUGA
Molecule: messenger RNA, 852 nt
Organism: Parus major (Great Tit)
Lineage: Eukaryota; Metazoa; Chordata; Aves; Passeriformes; Paridae
Gene: GCNT2
Product: glucosaminyl (N-acetyl) transferase 2 (I blood group)
Biological process (GO): transforming growth factor beta receptor signaling pathway
Cellular component (GO): membrane
Molecular function (GO): acetylglucosaminyltransferase activity
Source: RefSeq, a predicted model, not a curated record